GCGUCGGCCAUGAGGCGGCCGAACGUGCUGAUCACCGGCACGCCUGGAGUUGGAAAAACGACACUGGGAAAGGAGCUGGCAUCCAGAGCAGGACUGAGCUAUGUCAACGUGGGGGACCUGGCCAGGGAAGGAGAGCUGUAUGAAGGCUUUGAUGAGGAGUACGACUGCCCCAUUUUGGAUGAAGACAGGGUAAGCCCAGCUCCUAGAGCCACCCCUGCUGUGUUUUGGCCAUGCAGUGCCAGUCAGUCUGCCCUGUGUGUUGUGGUGCAGGUGGUGGAUGAGCUGGAGGACAGGAUGAGCGAGGGGGGGGUGAUUGUGGAUUACCACGGCUGCGACUUCUUCCCCGAGCGCUGGUUCCACAUCGUGUUUGUGCUUCGCACGGAGAACUCGUGUCUGUAUGACAGGCUGGAGAGCAGGGGCUACACAGGGAAGAAGCUGCAGGACAACAUUCAGUGUGAAAUUUUUCAGACUCUAUAUGAGGAAGCUGUGUUGUCAUAUAAAAAGGAAAUUGUACACCAGUUACCCAGCAACACUCCAGAGGACCUAGAGAGAAAUUUGGAUCAGAUUAUGCAAUGGAUUGAGCAAUGGAUGAAGGACAACAACUGACUUUUGGUGUAACAGUAACUGCUGGAUCUCUUGGGAGGCAUGGUUUAAUAAAUUCAUAGUUUUUGUAUUAUAAAUGACCAUAAACGUUGUUGUAACUGGCUGGGGAGUAGAAGGAGGUUCGGAGUAGCCAGGUUGUGAGGAUUUGUAACAGCACCUUGAGAGACAACAGGAGAACUGAUACAAGUGACUGAAAGAAUGAAAAUGAGGCGGUUGCCCUGAGUAGCAGGAGCUGUGUUCAGUACCUGAGAAUUCCUUGGACCUUACAAAUAAAGCCAAACCAUUAAUUCCCUGCAAGAAAACUGUAAAAUCUUGAUAACAGAUGGCAGUUGAGGCACUUUUGAUUUCCAGAGGGUGGAGCAGUGUCCUGAAAAUGAGUUGAUGCUGAGCUGUGGGAUCAAAACCUGCUGUGCUCCACUGUGUAAUGCAGGGUGAUGCAGAGUGAGAGGGUUUGGUACAGGUUGAA
Messenger RNA from Cinclus cinclus, 1069 nucleotides. RefSeq names its product adenylate kinase 6 (gene AK6). The transcript has 4 exons. Gene Ontology annotation, molecular function: ATP binding; ATP hydrolysis activity; AMP kinase activity. Gene Ontology annotation, cellular component: cytoplasm; nucleus. Bases 10 to 606 code for a protein of 198 amino acids. The record is from RefSeq and is a predicted model, not a curated record. Lineage: Eukaryota; Metazoa; Chordata; Aves; Passeriformes; Cinclidae.